Phytophthora infestans T30-4 is the source of this 1587-nucleotide messenger RNA. Its product is annotated as putative GPI mannosyltransferase. Gene Ontology annotation, biological process: GPI anchor biosynthetic process. NCBI's taxonomy places the organism in Eukaryota, Oomycota, Peronosporomycetes, Peronosporales, Peronosporaceae. Gene Ontology annotation, cellular component: endoplasmic reticulum membrane. Bases 1 to 1587 code for a protein of 528 amino acids. Gene Ontology annotation, molecular function: alpha-1,2-mannosyltransferase activity. The record is from RefSeq and is a predicted model, not a curated record. The transcript is spliced from 11 exons.
AUGUUCGAGGAGCUCCCGAAGACGCGCAUCUUCUGGGUGGGCCUGACGGCCUUCCGCAUGUGGAACGCGCUGUUUGUGCGCACGUCCUUCAACCCGGACGAGUACUGGCAGAGUACUGAGGUAGCGCACCGCUUGGUCUUCGGCUACGGAUAUCUUACGUGGGAGUGGCAAGAUGACGCGCAAUUGCGAGGCUUCGCUCACCCGGCGCUAUUUGCGGGUCUCUACAAGUUUCUGGAGCUGCUGAAUUUGGACUCGCGGUGGGCGGUGACCUACGGUCCGCGGCUAUUGCAGGGCCUUCUAUCUGUAGCCAACGAUUAUUUCCUGUACAAAUUGGCGUGGAUUUAUUUUGACGCCAAAACAGCCAAGUGGGCGCUGCUAUGCCAGUUGUUCUCGUGGUUCACCUUCUACGUGAUGGUGCGGCCGUUCUCCAAUUGCGUCGAAACACUGUGCACGACAGCAGCGCUGGCUUACUGGCCGUGGAAGUUCUUGGAGGAAGGAGCGGACAAGAAGAGCGACGGUGUCGCCUCGGUGAAGCGGAGCAAUCGCACCCUGGCGCUUGCUUUCGCGGCGUUGGGUGUGCUCUUUCGACCGACGAAUGCCAUCAUCUGGCUGUACCCUGGCAUUGUGCACUUCUUGCAGACGCGUGACCGCGCAUUUCUCAUGCUCGGUCUUGUAGUGCCGAUUGCAAUCGUCACGACGCUGACUAUGCUGUGUAUCGACCGUCUUGGGUACGGCGAGUGGACUUAUGUGCCAUUUAACUUUUUCAAGUUUAACGUUCUACAGGGUAAGGACAAACUGUACGGCGAACACCCAUGGAGCUGGUAUUUCUCGCAGGGUUAUCCGGCCAUUGUGGGCACCACGCUGCCUAUUGCUAUUGGUGGUUAUCUCACUGUGCCGCCCUCGAAGAAAGAUCUGGGUCGUCUGAUUAUGUGGGCGCUCUUCGUGUACAGCAAUGCGGCUCACAAAGAGUUCCGCUUCGUUCUACCGCUGCUCCCUCCCGCAUUCGUGUAUGCUGGGUAUUGCCUGCGUAACCUCGAGCGCAAGCUGUAUGCCCAGUUUCGAGAAAGAACGCAGUGGAAUUUGCUUCGACUUGCUGUAUUUUCAGUCGUCGUGCCGAAUGUGCUCAGUGCCUACUACCUGUCACGAAUCCACCAGCGAGCCCCAGCUGAGGUAAUGGACUAUCUGGCAGAACGUAUCCAAGAAAACCCGGAGGCGUCGAUCCACUUUUGGACUCCUUGCCACGCUACGCCUUACUACAGUUACCUGCAUCAGAACGUCUCGAUGUGGUUCCCAGACUGCUCUCCAGCUAACCGCGAGCGAACUGAAGGCUGCGAGUCCCACCAACUUGAGCGCGAUCCGAGGCAUUUCCUCACGAAUCUCUACCAUUUAAAUGACGUUGUUAGCGACUCGUCAUCUAUGGAGCUGCCAACCUACGUCGUCACGUACUCCACCAUUGCUGCCAAGAUCAGACCACUUCUGCUUGGCACAGGCUUCGUCGAGGCUGCCUCGUUUCAGCACAGCGACGUUAGUGGCGAUGCGGAUUCGUCGGAGAUUGUCUCGAAGAUGCUGGUGUACAAGCGCCAGUAG